Messenger RNA from Coregonus sp. 'balchen', 3446 nucleotides. Lineage: Eukaryota; Metazoa; Chordata; Actinopteri; Salmoniformes; Salmonidae. The record is from the annotation of a GenBank genome assembly.
AUGGCUCUCAAAUUCAACUUGAAGGUGUGUAGAUAAUGUUAUGCUUAUAUUGAAACAAAAGGACACGUUUACAAACAACAAUGUAGAAAAUUAGUGAAUGAAAUCUGUUAAAUGUUAUGUAGGUUAAUUGCUGUGGAAUUUACCAGGUAUUUUUGGUCCUCGUGGUCAUUUUUUGCUGUGCCUGCGACUGUGUCCUUGGUGAGAAACGUAUUUGUCUGACUUCUAUAGAUUUGACGGUAUUUACUCGAUAAUGUUAUGAGUGGCCUCCAUUGAUUUCAUGUUUUCUCUCAGGAAUAUGCAAUGUGACACACUGCACUGACACAACUAAGUGUUUGAUAUCCCCCGGCAAACGCAACUGCAAAUGUGCUGUGGGCUACUAUGGAGACCUGUGUGACAAAGGUACUUUUUUUUGGGUGUUUAAAAAAAUAAAAAUGUGUAGACCAAAAUAACUAGAAUAGCUAUGUUGGAACUUAUCUUCUAAAUUGUAUUUUAUUUAUUUUAGCUGCAAACUAUCAAUGUCAAGUGUGGCAAAGACUACAUUACGAUCAUGGUGAAUGAGGACUUUUUCCAGUACUACAAAGUACCUGUGGAAUCUCUGCACUUGACGAAUGAGUCUUGUCGUGCCCAAAAGGAGGUUAUGUCUGACGUCCUAUACUACAUAGUGCGGAUAUCAAAGGAUCGGUACAGUUCCUGUGGCGGUAAACCACUGGAGGUAAGUAUGAGUAGUCCCACACUUCAUACUAUACAUUGAUAAUCCUGUCUCAGCAAAGGCCUACUCUCUAGGCUCAAUACAUCGAUCUGUAGUUGUCACCUCUCAUGCACUAAUUUGUUCUUGCCCUUGUUAUCUCAGCAAGUCCAACUGUAUUCAUUUCUUAUGACGUUGCAAGUUUUGUUUUUUUACUGGCAUUGUGCCUUCUCUUUUACAACAGAAAAACAUCACUCACAUCACAUACGCCUUAACUCUCAUGUCGGCCCCUCAAGUCUAUGGAAAUAUAAUAAGAGACCCAAUGAUAAAAAUUGAGUACACGUGUAUCUACCCAUACAUCCGCACUGUCAGUCUGCCGUACCCCAUCAUCCCCUUCUCUAGGUAAGGCCCACUCUAAAAGGUGACUUGAUCACAACUUUCUGUAGUUUAAAAAGGUAGUCUUGGUCUGUUACUGGAGCCACCUAACAAGUAGACUCACUUGAGAUGCAAUUUUUGUGUAACUUUGCCUUAGUGAUGUCAGACUAGCAAGAAGAACUCCUGGAUAGGCCAAAACUAGAGCCCAGACUUGUUCCUGGAGAGAACCCACAAGCAUCAAAUAAUAUCUGUUCCAGCUGGCAGAUAGCUGUCGAUACUUAGGUAGUGUUAAGGGUAAGCAACAUUUGAGAUGUAUCUUUACUUGGUUAUACUGCCUCAGUUCCCUACUUGAAAGCCACUACUGUCUUGUAAACUUUAAUGGCUAGUUUGCAGGUGGUUGGUUGGAAUUUAGAAAAUGCUGUUUAUUACAUUAUAUUUUGGCUUCUUGAAGUAAUCCAACAAUGUGUAUGCUGCGAUCUUGUCGAUUUCAAAUAUUCUCUCUGAUCGAGACGGGCGACUCAGAAAUCAAGCGUUGUGUUGAAUGACACUCGCCUGUCUGGAUCAAUGGGAGAUUAUUUGAAAUGGACAAGAUGGCAGUGUACACGUUGUUGCAUUACUUAAAUUCAAUAAAUGUUCCUCAAUUAACUGAGCAUUUUCUAAAUUCCAACGAACCACCGCCUAGCCAUGGAAAUGUAGAAGACAGCUGUGGCUUUCAAGUGGGGUAUUGGGGAAGAUUAACCAAGUUAAUGUUGGUAGAAUGUUUUGCUUACUCUUAACACUACCUAAGUAGCGACGGCUAUCCGCCAGCUGGGACAGCUAGUAAUGUCAGACUAGCCAUUGAUUUAUUAGCAAGAGUUCUUCCAGUUCAGUUAACGUGGACAUGACAAGCGUUUCCCUCACAGUAAUCCUGUGCUGUGUUUUGGUUCAGUGAGACGGUGAUAAGGAUGGGUGAGUUGGAUGCCAAGGUGGAGAUGGCCCUCUUCACAGAUCACACCUACACAGAGGCGUUCCAAAGCUCACCUCUGAUCCACCUCCGGGACAGGGUGUAUGUGGAGAUCAAGGUCGCGGAGCUGGAGGACUUCUUCCACCUGAGGGUUAACGAGUGCUGGGCCACACAGUCCCCCGAACCCAACCAGACAGAGGGCUCCGUUCACACCCUGCUGCGCAAUGGGUGAGUGGACCAUCAAACAUUUAUCCCUGGGAACAUGUAAGCCUAUUAUUGCUCUUGAAACAUGGCAUGAAAAAUUAAUUUAGCAAGCUGUGAGCAAUUCUGUUUUGAGCUGAGCUUAAACAAUUUGGCACAUCAGACAUUUAAUAAAUGUAGCAGAUCCAGUGUUAAGUUUGCUGAUGAAGGUCUUGGAUUUUCAAUCUAAUGAUCAGGUAAAGAUUUAUUAAAUCUAAGACACUCCCCCUCACAGGUGUGUGAAUGACGAGACUGUCACAUUUCUCAAUACGACAAUGGGUGCGAAUGGAGAGGCCUCCACCAUCCGGUACAGCUUUGACAUGUUCCGCUUUGUCGUGGAGCCUCAUGACCUGUACCUGCACUGCACAGUGCGCUUGUGCUCCCUGGAUGAUGAAGAACCCUGCAUUCCUGUAAGUUCACUGUCAGGAACAGCUAAAAUAUUUGAUUUCAAAUUAUUUCCUUUCAUGAAGCAAAUGCAUUUUCUGAAUUUGGCAUGGCAUACCAAGAUUUUGUCUUUUCUAAAUGAUUCAUCUCUGCCUUUCAUACUACUACAGGAGUGCAAAUCUAUAACCAAGAGGGCAGCAGUGCGUGGAGACCCAACUCAAGGUCUACUGUCAUAUGGACCAAUCAGGAUUGACAUACCAGACCGACCCCAGUCUAGUAAGGACUUGUGGUAUCUUUUUUGUAUUUCAUUAUCUACUGAAAAUUGUAGAAAAUAUUUAUUGUAUCCCUUAAUUGUAUUUUGUUGCUGGGCUCAAAUAUUGCCCUUGCUCAGUCUACUUAAAAAUAAAAUAGACCAGAGGGGUGUACUACAAAGCUGAAUCAAUGAGUUAGCCAGUUUGAUAAACAACCAGAUGACCACAUUUUCUGGUUCAUUUAAGAAUACUAUACUUGGGUAUAUGUUUUGGGUUGAGUCAACUAGAUCGUUCCCAUUCAAAGUUUAAUAUUUUAAAAAAAGUGUGAAUAUUUAGGCACGUUAGCUAACUAAUUUAUCCUGCUUUGUAGUGUACUCCUCUGGGCUCAUGUUGAGGCUAGGGGCAGGGUGGUAUGUGCAGGGUUUUCCACAGUCUUGACUUUGUUCCAGAUCUGCUGCUGAUGAUGGUUCCUGUGGCUGGCAUCUGGGUCCUGGGCCUCUUCCUCCUCGCCCUAAUCACCAUCGCCAAGGCAGGAAACCGACGACUGUCACAGCUAGCAAACCGCUGA